GCCCCACUUUCCCCCAUCUGCUAGUCUAGCUAAUGUCCGGCCUAUAUAUUCAGAUCUAAUCCAAACCAUUGAUAUAUUCAUAUAGAUCCAGCUGCUUAAUUAGCUAAUUAAUUUAAGUCCGAGCCUGAGAAAGAUCAUAUCAGCCAUGGCCACCCUCACUUUCCCCGACCAACCUUCUCCCGUUGCUGACGCCGAGGCUAUUCGGAAUGCAUGCAAAGGUUGGGGGACGAACGAGAAGAGCUUAAUCGGAAUAAUUGGGCACAGAAAUUGGGUGCAGAGGAAACUGAUCAAGAAAGCAUACGAGGAUCAGUACCAGGAAGAUCUGGUCAAAUGCCUUGAGAAGGAGCUGUCCGGCGACUUUGAGAAAGCUGUGUACCGAUGGAUGCUCGAUCCAGAGGACAGGGAUGCGGUGUUGUUGCACGUGGCGAUAAAACAAGGAACAGUCCCCGACUAUCGAGUCAUCAUUGAGCUCUCAUGCAUCUACUCUCCUGAAGAGUUUCUGGGUGUCAAACGGGCCUAUCAGGCCCGCUAUAAGCGCUCUUUUGAAGAAGAUCUGGCCCAACAUUCCACCGCAGAGUUUCGCAGGCUUCUGGUGCCCUUAGCAGGUGUGUACAGGUAUGGUGGGAACGAGAUCGAUGUGAAGUUAGCGCAGGCGGAGGCUGAGGUGCUGCACGGUGCGAUCAAGAAGAAGGAGUUCGGGCAUGAAGAAAUUGUGAGGAUUCUGAGCACCAGGAGCAAGUCUCAGCUCAUUGCCACUCUCAAUCGCUAUAAAGAUGAGCAUGGCUGUUCAAUCACCAAGCAUUUGAAGGAAGAUUCGGCGAACAAAUAUCAAACGGCUCUGCGUGCAACUAUCCGAUGCAUUACUGAUCCACAAAAGUACUACGAGAAGGUGAUUCGUCACGCAUUGGCCAAAUCGGGGACGGAUGAGGAUGCAUUGACGCGGGUGAUAGUGACAAGGGCAGAGAAGGAUUUGAGGGAGAUCAAGGAGCUGUAUUUCAAGAGAAACAGUGUCACUCUGGAUCAGGCUGCUGCCAAAGAGACUUCUGGCGAUUAUCAGGCUUUUCUCCUCACUCUCCUGGGAAAGCCAGAUCAGUGAUAGCUGCUGCUUUAGCUUGCUUCUGAUGAAUGAGUGAAGGAAUGCUUAUGGGUCAUUUAUAUAUGUUAUGUGUGUGAUGCUUUCCGUUUUGAAUGAACUUUUCUGGAUUUGUCGUUGGUACAUUUUCAUAUGUCUUCAUGCUGUUUGUUUUUCAAUUUUGAGUAUGUGUUCCAUGAGUCUUCAGUUAGUUUUGUGUUUUGAAGUCAAACAUUAGAUUGGUGUUGUUUGUUUUAAUUAUUUGAGGCAAGUU
Molecule: messenger RNA, 1346 nt
Organism: Cuscuta europaea
Lineage: Eukaryota; Viridiplantae; Streptophyta; Magnoliopsida; Solanales; Convolvulaceae
Source: the annotation of a GenBank genome assembly